UCGUGGCUUUCUAUCUUAUGAUCGUUACUACCGUUAGUUCAGUACAGUUCAGUAACUCUCUAACUGUCGUAAAGUGUGUGUUGUCUCGCCUUUUUUUAAUUAUUCGGUCUUCAUAAUAGAGGAACUAAUUUUAUACGUUUAAAAUAAAUACCUAAUAAUGUAUAUGUGAUAAUAAUAAAGACGAUUUGUAAAAUUAAAUAAUUUGAUACGAUUUAAUGGUUUACUAAAUGAAUAACCAGAGCUUAAACUUUAGUUUUCUAAAUAUAGGAACAUUGCAUUGAAACGAGGUAGAGAAUACGAUUUUGUGUUGUGGGUAAAAAAAUGGCGUUAGCAUUGUUGACGUUUUUGUUGAUCCUUAUUAUCCUCGGUUUGUCUGGUUUUACGUCUACAUCCUCGAUAGUUGUGCUUAAGUGCUGUAAGUACGGCGAAGAGUUGACAAUACUGAAUGAUUCCGAUUCAGAAUUUACUUGUGUAAAAAGUGCCUCAGCGUGGAUUCCAACUAUAUAUUCACCAUCGAAACAAAAAAUUUUAUCAACAUUGCCACCUGAAUGGAUAGUUCAAGAAGCACGAAAACCUGUAUGUGCCAAAGACCGUAUUUUAACAUUAGUUUCUUGCAGUAGUAUUUCGCACUGCAUCAUAUUCGACAUAGGUCAUGCGAUUCUUAACGCCGGAAGCAGCACAAACUUUACGCCUAGUGAAUACUGCGCGGACUCAAAGGCUCUGCUUGUUUGCACACCAAGGAAGGUCGAGGCUGACAGAACCACUUCCAUAAUAAGACCCAGAGUGAACAGAUGUUGUGGUGAGCAUGCAGUUUUUCACGAAGAAAGGAAUUCCUGUGUGAAUCAGAAAGAUAUAGAAAAUGCAACUCCUUUACUGCCUAAUACAUCUGAGACCAUUGAUGUAACAACUGGUUUUCCAUCUUGUCUUUACUCUAAUAACUACACAAUUGUUGGAGAUGCUGACGUAUCAAUCUUGAAAUCUGAUGGCAGCUUAAUAGUGGAUGGAAUAUCUUUACUGUCAUCGCAGUAUUGUGUUGAAAGAAUCAAAGAGCUAAAUGGCAAAUCCAAAGUUUUCGUCUGUCCAGAAUAUGCACCUAAACGGACCUCCAACCAAGGAACGGAUAUUAGGUUCACGAUGUAUUCAAUCAGUUUCAUCAUAAGCGCGAUUUUUCUCGCCAUCACCUUAGCUACUGGUUGGCUUCUUCCUACCUCACAUCAUGUUUUGCAUUGGAAAUGUCAGACUCAUCAUGUUUUAUGUCUCAUGCUAGGCGAUAUACUUAUGGCAAUUAUUCAACUUUCUGGAGAUUCUUUGCAAGGCGGCACUUGUAAAUUACUUGCUAUUCUGGCUCACUUUUUUUUCCUUGCUGCAUUCUUCUGGCUGAACACAAUGUGUUUCAACAUCUGGUGGACUUUUCGAGAUUUGAGACCUGCAAGUUUGGAGAAAGGCCAAGAGACGUUACGUUUAAGAGUGUAUGCCUGUUAUGCUUGGGGUGGACCACUUCUUGUUGCUGGAAUCGCUGCUCUAUUCGAUCAUUUACCAUCUCAAUCUAAAAAUUCUUUCCUUAGACCUCGAUUUGGAGAAAAAAUGUGCUGGUUUUAUGGGGAUACAGAAAUUCUGGCUUAUUUUUUCGGCCCAAUUGGCGUUUUACUCGCUAUUAACGUCAUGUUCUUCAUCGCAACUGCUCGAGAGUUGACUUGCGGGCUGUGGAAAGGUGACUUUGUAAAAAGUACGACUGAAAAAGCUGCUCUUGGUCGAGUUUGUUUGAAAUUGGUGAUCGUCAUGGGGGUAACCUGGAUUGCUGAUAUUAUAUCAUGGGCUGUCGGUGGACCCAACUAUCUCUGGUAUUUUACUGAUCUUCUAAAUGCUUUGCAAGGCUUUUUCAUCUUCAUUGUAGUUGGGUGGCAGCCACAAGUUCGCAGUGGUCUGAAAAGACUUUUUAAUAGAGAUCCCCGAACAAGUACUGGUAGGCAAGGCAAUGGUCUCAGUACAACAAGUCAUGGUAUGCCUAGCAUGGGAGACAGCAUGACUCAAAAUCCAAGUACUAAAUCUGCGCCAUUGGAAACUAUUUGCUAAAAUUGAUAAGACUUAUAAGGUAUCAAAAUCUACGAAGAGACAACAAAUUCAUCCUAACUUACGAAAACGUUUUCAUCGAAUGCUGAUGUACUAAACUGCAAAAAAUUGUAGUAGGCGUAAAUAUGAAUAACGAAUUGGGAUGGAUUUAUUAAAAGCAUUUAAUAAUAAGUGUUAACGAGCAAAAAAUUAAAUUCAGGAAUAAUCUGAAGUACCCAGUAGACAGAUAGUUAAUAACAAACGGGUGAAAGAUUUAAAAUAUUUUUUACAUGAAUGUUAACAGAUGUGUUAUGCAAACAACAAACUAAAAUUAUAGUUAAACUUUAAUUUUGUUUCAAUUUAUCAAAGAAAAUAAUCAUCGUCCGACUAUUAGAAGGAGAUAGUCCAUUGGUCUCGUCACCCUAAUAAUCAUAACUAAUACUUAUUAAAUUUAGUUAUAACAGAUACAAAAACGUAAUUUUUCGAAUUUAAAAAAUAUUAUUAUAAUAGCUAUCAAAAUAAUAGGAUCCCUAGCGGAUCCGAAUUAUGGUAAAUUACGGUAGUUACCGUAAUUUACCACAACUUACAGUAUUCAGCAUAAUUACCAUAAUUUACGGCAAAAUGCGGUAAUUUACCGCAAUUCGCGGUAAAUUACGGUAUUUUAACGUAAAAUACUAUAAGGCAUGGUAAAUUGCCGCAUUUUUACCGUAUUUUGUCGUAUUUUACGGUAAUUCUGCUGGAUACCGUAAAUUUCGGUAAUUACCGUAAUUCAGACCCGCUUCGGAUAAAGUUUUUCAAAAAAUCUAAAAUCAACUCCAUUUAAAAUAAAUUAUUUAAUUUUUAAAACUCAAAAAUCUAGAGUAGAAACACUUAUUUUAAUACAAAAAAGAAAUAGUUUGGUUAGAAAUAAAAAGAAAUAAAAAUUUAAAAAAAUGUCCUCAGUUGGGUUAUUUUUAAAAAACUUAUGGGCAAAAAACGAAAUAUAACUUCUCUUUGAUAGCUUGUAAAGAAAUUUAAGAAUCUAUCUGAAAGCAUUUCUUAACCAGCAUAAAAAAAUAUAAAAAAAUUCAUGUAAAUCAAAGAACAAAUAAUUUGAAAUGAUGCAUCUAUAGAUAAACUUUUAAAGUUCAAUAUUCAAGCAUUACGUAAUGCGAGUAAAUUUGCACUUUGUUAUAGUAAUCGACUAAGCUAUAGAAAGACUUGAUGCAGACUUUUACAAACUUAGAUUGUAUUUGAGCGCCACUCAAAAGUAAAUUUGCUAUAAGAUGCGUAUGUAAAUCAUGGAACGAACGUUAUUCACUUCUAUCGAGUUAAUUAUACAUGAUCUUCAAUCGGAUAUAAUUUAAAAAUGAAUAAACAAAAUUUUAUUAGAAAAUUUAUUUCAAUAAUAAAAUUUAAUGUAAAUGACUUUCAAUACUUUAUUGGUCACAUACGUCAUAAUAUAUUUAAUCAAUAGAUUCUUAUUGAAAGCUUAAGUAAAUUUAAGUGAGAAUACUUAUACAUAAGUAUUUCAUACGUGCACAAUUAGAUUUUCUAAACUUUUGCUCAUCUGAGUACAGACUGAUAAAAAAUGAGACUAACAAAAAAAAAAAAAAAAAAAAAACGUCAAUCGUUAAAUUAUAACAACUUAAAACACUGUUGUUUAAUCAUAUUUAAUAUUCUAUAGAAUUUUUAAUAGCAAAAAAACUAUACUAUUCACAAAUUAAGUGAUCCAUCCAAGUUUUUUACUAUUCAUACGUUUUUUAAAAUUAUUAUCUAUUUUCUCAAACAAACACCGUAAGUAAUUCAAAAACUCUGUUUUAAAGGACGGAAUUCCUAGUUUGUUAGUUUUUGUUUUUAAGUACUUAUUUAUAGUAUGUCAAAAAAAAGUUUUCGACCGGAAAACUUCAAAGUCGAAAACUAAAGAUUCUAAAUUGUUAAUUUUUUUUAUUUAUCUGCAUAUGAGUAUCCUUCUUAAUGACAAUUAUUAACAAAAGUAGCACUAGUAAUGUAAAUUCAGAAAUAAAUAUUUUAAAAUAAUUCUGAACACCUCAAUUCUUUAGAGUAGUGUAUUUAUAAAUCGUACAUUAGGAACCCAAACAAGAAUUGAUGGAAAUAUAUUUUGUAGUUUUUAUAUUUUUAAAGAAUACAGUUAAACCUCCGACACUCGCGUGUUUUUACCAGAUAUCUACUUAUAGACUAGUAGAUAGAUAUAAAAAUGCUACCGUACAAUGAAUGGUAACAUUAUGUUAUUUAAAUUACAUUAAAUAAUGCGGUAAAGCAGGAAAGUAUCCCAUGUAACACAUGCUUGAGCAAGAUUCUGGUGCCAGUGCCUUGAGCAAACCUCCUAGUCACUAGUGUCUUUCUACGUAUAGGUCUUGGGCAAGAUCAUGUAACAAGAAAUCAUCAUCAACACUUGUGCAUGACAUGCUCAAGGCUCAAGGUCAAUUUUGAGCCGUGAGCAAGCCAUGCACAACUAUUUUCAACUAUAGUCUUCCUCCAAAAUUGAGUUAUAAUCUGGCACGAAUUUCUUGUGUAAGGCUUGCACUAGACUCGCUAUUGAAUUUUAGCCUCAAGUAUCUGCAGCAAGACACAUAGGUAGAAAAAGACACUAACGUCUAUCGAACUUGUGACCACGCUUGCUCAAGCCUUGAACAAGAUUGUUAUAUAGGAUGAGCCAUGCAUACACUCAUACGGGAAUAUAUACGUGAUGCGUUCAAACAUUCUCGAAUCAAGGAAUGAAAAUUAGGAUAGAUGAGGAUUGGGAAGGAUAAAGAAGGGGGCUUCUUAAUGAACAAUUUAUAGAUAAAUUGAAAAAAAUAUGGAUAGUCCGAACUGCGAAACGAACUUAGACCAUGUCGGUUACGCGCCGAGUGCUCUUCCAGUUAAGCUAUCCAGGCCUAUGUCGUAUUUCGUUCUUUUUAUCUAUACACCCAUUAAGCUACUCCAUCCAUCGUAUGAUAGCAUUUUUUGAAUUACAUUAAAUAAUGCCGUGAAGCAGGUAAGCUCGUGUUCGUGCAUACACACAUACGGGAACAUAUACGUGAAGCGUUUCGAAAUUCUCGUAUUAUAGUACAGAAGCCUCAGGAGAACGAUGAGGUCAAAAAAUUUGAAAUUUUGUCGGCUUGUUAAAAACAAUACAAAUAAUGAAAGAAAAAUAACUCAAUUUGCAAAAAAACUAGAUGUCGAUUAUUAGUAAAACUCUGCAAAACUACAAUGUAUUUUAGAACAAGAAGAAGCAAUAUCUUUUAAACUGGAUACUUAAUAUACAAGAACAUGACCAGGCGUGAUUCUAAACAAUGACCAUUAAUUGUUAUAUCAUUAAUUUGAAAGAUAAAUAAUUUUCUGAUAUAAAUAGAAUUCUGGAAAUAGAAAAAAUGAUUUUAUAAAAUUAGACAAUGCCUUUAAUUGCCUUAAUGUAAGAUGUUUGUAUCAUUAAAAGAAAAAAGUUUGAAGAGAUUAAAAACACUACUAAAAAGUAUAGCGAAAAUCGAUUCUUGACUAUGUAGAUUAAUUUAAUUAAAGUAACAAAAUUUUCGUACGUAAGCCAAUGGUAUUAAAUAGGACAAAGAAACGUAUUUCUAAUUAAUUAACUACACGAAUAAAGCUGAUAGGAAUCAAUUAAAGUUUAGAUGUAGAUUAGUGCAUAAAUAUUUCAUGAAAUGUUGCAAAGUGGGAUCAUUUGAAUGGUAAAGUAUUGUUGCCCAAAUCGAUCUCUUUAUUCAUUAACACAAUAUUUGAAUAAAACUACGAUAUAAACAUGUGCCUCGAAAUUAAAUUCGAUAUAAAUGCAGACAAUAAUGGAGAAGUAUGGCUCCACCUAUUUUAGCUGUUAAAAAUAUUUCUGUAUAUUUCUUUUUUUUCUGUUUUUUUUGUUUCACUCAUUGGCCAGACAAAUAGAAAAUGAAAAACAAUGCGGCAUUUCAAUUCUUAAGUAAGUAACAAGAUCCAAAAUAGGUAAAACCUUAUUCCUCCAUGAUUAUCAAGAAGAAGCUAUAAAUAAUAUCACUGAAAAAAUGAUUGAAAUAACUUUUUUUCGAUGCCGAGUAGGCCAGUUUUGUAAAUACAAUAAUGAGUAAUGGUUAUAGAACCAAUAUAUAUAUAUAUAUAUAGGGUGCUUUUUAUUUUUCGAAAAUGUCUUUUUCUUAGUCCAUAUGAAAAUUUUAUUGUAGACGACAAAAAAACAAUUUCCUGAUAAUUUGAGCCCUUAAUUUUAAUUUUAAGAGUUCUCAAUCUAUUUUUAAAGUUUUUCCAUUCAAAAAGCAUGAGAACGAUAUCACAUUUUUAAAAAAAAAUUCCUACUCAGGCAGUUUUUGAGCAAUCAGCUCAUUUUUUGGUUCGUUUUGUAAGGCUUCAAGUCCUCUUUAAAAUUGCUGUAAGUGACAUGGAAGCAUUUUCAACAAUUCAAAAGUUAUGAGUCUUCAAACUUUCAAAAUCUUUCACCAAAAAAUCAUAAUUGUUGGCUAUUAUUAUUCAAGCUAUUGACUUUCUAAAAAAAAUAUUCAUAUAAAUUUUGUAAUCUGUUAAAUACCCUACAAGAAAUAUUAAACAUCAUUCGAUAAUUUCAACGGCAUUGUUUAUUUGUUUACUUUUUUCUUUUGUUCCCUCGCGGACUCGGGAUUACUCCGAAAUCAUGGUGAAAUUUCGGUGAAAUCAUAGUGAAAUGACAGUGAAAUCACUGUAACUUUGUGCCAUUUGCUUACUGUGUGAUAAUUAUCAUCCGAUGGUAAUUUUAUGAUGAUUUCACCAUCGAUUCAUAGUAGAAUCACAAUAGCAUAACAGUCAAUUUACAGUAGUAUAGCUGUAAGUUGACAGUAGUAUUACUGUGUAUUUACAGUGAUUUCACUAUCAGUUUAUGCUGGAUCUGCAGUGCUUCAGUCAUGCUUUCUCAGUAAUAAUACCGUGAUCAUACAGUGAUUUCACAGCAGUCUUACUAUAGAUUCUUCGUGAAAUCACAAUAAUAUCGCUGUGAAUUGACAGUAAUAUUACUGUGAUUUCUUAAUCAUUUAAUCCUGGAUCUGCUUAGUUUUCAUCGAGAUUUAGGGGCAAUAUUGAGAUCCUAUAUUUAUUGAUUCAAAGAUAAUAAUAAUAAAAUUAAUAAUAAUAUUAUAAUAGCAACAAUAAUCCUAAUCUUGGUUUUUCAAUAAAUAAUUUUUCUUGUUUAAAAAAAUUAUUUAGUAUCCAUCCCUUUGUACGACUUCAUGUAAUUAUUCCUCUGGAGGAUUAAAUGCUAUUUUUUUACCCUCGGUAAAGAAGGAAUUUUAUUUUUUUUUAACGCAUGAUGGGAUUCGAACUGCCGACCCUUCGAUUGAGAGUAGCUUAAGUCAUGUACUUUAGCCCACUCGGCCACCACACGCAUUCGGAACUAAAUAUUUAAUCUGUUACUUCAUGCUAUUCAAUACUAUAUAUACUCAAGAUUAAGCUAUAAGAAAAAUUAUUUUAUUAAAUACUAUAAAAUUAAAAGAAUUCGAUAUUUAUCAAAAAAAAAUUUUUACCUUCAUUUGUAAAUCAUCAAGUUUUCUUAAUUUAAGAAUAUUUUAUUUUAAAUUAUGAUAAAUAAUAAAUAUUUACUAUUGAAAUAUUAAUCUAAAUGAUAUUCUCUUUAUUUUUUGCAGUAGUUUAAAUUCAAUUUAUACAGUUUUAAAAAAAAAGUUAUUCAAUUUUUUUAUUUAUUUAUUUUUUUUCAUAAUUCUGAAGAAUUUUACCGUCUUAAGCUUUUAUAAAAUUAACUAAAUUAGACAAUUACAGAUAAAGUUUCGCUCGGAAAUUCCUAAAAUAGCUAAAUUUAUAAUAAAUAAAAUACAUUUGUGCCCAAGUAUUUGCUAAACUUACAAAUAAUUAUAGGAGCAUUUAUGAAAUAAUUGAUAUUAUUUUUUUUUUAAUUCCAUUUCUAUCGAUUAAUGACAUUAAAAAUUAAAAUUUUUGACUUUGAAAUUGGAUUAAUGAUAGAUGUACCGUAUCAGAUCACUAUCAAAGUAGAGUGAAAUCAUGGAGAAAACGCUAAUAAUUUGCUGUGAAAAUAUCAUAGAGUCACAGUGCUAAUACUACUAGGUUGUCAUGGGAUCACGGUAAAUUCAUGGUUAAACCACUAUGAACUGACUGUGAAACUAUUGUAAAGUCACAGAGUUAACACUAUCAAAUUACUAUGGAAUCACAGUGAAUUCGUAGUGAAAUCACGAUAAACUGACUGUGAACCCAUGAUAAAGCCUCAGUGUUACCAUUGUUGAGUUACCAUAAAUCGAUAGCUGAUCGACAGUAAAAUUAUCAUGAAAGUAUGGUAAUUUAAUUGUAAAAUUACUGUAAAAUUACUAUAUAACCAGAGUGACGAAAUGGCACAAAACGACUGUGAAUUCACUAUGAAAUUACCAUCAAUACACAGUAAACUUACGGUAAAAUUGAUUUCACUGUGAUUUCACUGUGAUUUCACAGUAACCCCGAAUCCGCGAGGGUUGGGUUAGCAUUAUUUAAUUUUAAUUUAAUUUUCGUCACAAAUCAAACUUCCGUACUUAUUCCUUUUUUUCAACUUCCCGCUAAGAAAAUCGAUGAUUUUUUUUUGUUGGUAUUAUAUUAAUCGAGCUUAUUCAAUUGUCACAUAGUUCUUUGACUUUACGUAUCCAUCGAAACGCUGAUUGUUUUCGACGGCCCGAAAUCUCAGUCUUUACGACUAAAAUUUAAUUACUCUCAUGAAAAUACACCUAUGUCACUCAGAGCAAUUUUAAAGAGGACUUCAUGCCCUACAAAACGAGCCCAAAAACGAGACGAUUGCUCAAAAACGUCCUAGGUAGGUUUUUUUUAAAAAUGUGAUAUAUAUCGUUCCCAUGCUUUUUAAUGGGAAAACUUUAAAAAUAGAUUGCGACCUCUUAUAAUUAAAAUCAAAGGCUCAAAUUUUCAGUAAUUUUUGUUUUUGCCGUCUACAAUAAAAUUUUGAUAUAGGUUAAAAAAAAAAAUGUUCGAAAAAUAAAAUGCAC
Molecule: messenger RNA, 8996 nt
Organism: Microplitis mediator
Lineage: Eukaryota; Metazoa; Arthropoda; Insecta; Hymenoptera; Braconidae
Gene: mthl1
Product: probable G-protein coupled receptor Mth-like 1
Exons: 7
Coding region: 322-2073 (583 amino acids)
Biological process (GO): G protein-coupled receptor signaling pathway; cell surface receptor signaling pathway
Cellular component (GO): membrane
Molecular function (GO): G protein-coupled receptor activity
Source: RefSeq, a predicted model, not a curated record